Molecule: messenger RNA, 3429 nt
Organism: Mesocricetus auratus (golden hamster)
Lineage: Eukaryota; Metazoa; Chordata; Mammalia; Rodentia; Cricetidae
Gene: Gpc1
Product: glypican 1
Exons: 9
Coding region: 236-1906 (556 amino acids)
Biological process (GO): cell migration; negative regulation of fibroblast growth factor receptor signaling pathway; regulation of protein localization to membrane
Cellular component (GO): extracellular region; cell surface; synapse
Molecular function (GO): fibroblast growth factor binding
Source: RefSeq, a predicted model, not a curated record
GCGCUCUGGGCGGCCCGACUGAGCGCCUGGACCUCGCGCGCCUCGCGCCUCGCGCCGCAGUCGCAGCCGGCUUUUGUUGUCUCCGCCUCCUCGGCCGCCGCCGCCGCCACUGGACCACGAGCCGCCGCGCGCGCCGGGACCUUGGCUCUGCCCUUCGCAGACUGGGCUGAACGGGCCGACCGGCCGGGAGCGAGGGAGGCGCGCGCGGGCGGCCAGGGAGCCACGGGCCCCCGCCAUGGAGCUUCGGGCCAGAGGCUGGUGGCUGCUAUGCGCGAUCGCCGCGCUGGUCGCCUGCGUCCUCGGGGACCCCGCCAGCAAGAGCCGGAGCUGCAGCGAAGUCCGUCAGAUCUACGGGGCCAAGGGCUUUAGCCUGAGCGACGUGCCCCAAGCAGAGAUCUCCGGUGAACACCUGCGGAUCUGCCCCCAGGGCUACACCUGCUGCACCAGCGAGAUGGAGGAGAACCUAGCCAACCACAGCCGCAUGGAGCUGGAGACUGCGCUCCAUGACAGCAGCCGUGCCCUGCAAGCCACACUGGCCACCCAGCUGCAUGGCAUCGACGACCACUUCCAGCGCCUGCUGAAUGACUCGGAGCGGGCACUGCAGGAUGCCUUCCCUGGGGCCUUUGGGGACCUGUACACACAGAACACUCGGGCCUUCCGGGACCUGUACUCUGAGCUGCGCCUCUACUACCGUGGCGCCAACCUGCACCUGGAGGAGACGCUGGCGGAGUUCUGGGCCCGGCUGCUGGAACGCCUCUUCAAGCAGCUGCACCCCCAGCUGCUGCCGACUGAUGACUACUUGGACUGCCUGGGCAAGCAGGCCGAGGCCCUGCGGCCCUUUGGGGAUGCCCCCCGGGAACUGCGCCUUCGGGCCACCCGGGCUUUUGUGGCAGCGCGCUCCUUCGUGCAGGGCCUGGGUGUGGCCAGUGACGUAGUCCGAAAGGUGGCCCAGGUUCCUCUGGCCCCAGAAUGUUCUCGGGCCAUCAUGAAGUUGGUGUACUGUGCUCAUUGCCGGGGAGUCCCUGGUGCCCGGCCCUGCCCUGACUAUUGCCGAAAUGUGCUCAAAGGCUGCCUUGCCAACCAGGCCGACCUGGAUGCUGAGUGGAGGAACCUCUUGGACUCCAUGGUGCUCAUCACUGACAAAUUCUGGGGCCCAUCGGGUGCGGAGAAUGUCAUUGGCGGUGUGCACAUAUGGCUGGCGGAGGCCAUCAACGCCCUCCAGGACAACAAGGACACACUCACAGCCAAGGUCAUCCAGGGCUGUGGAAACCCCAAGGUCAAUCCCCAUGGCUCUGGGCCUGAGGAGAUGCGUCGCCGUGGCAAACUAGCCCUGCAAGAGAAGCCCCCAACAGGUACUCUGGAAAAGCUGGUCUCUGAGGCCAAGGCCCAGCUCCGAGACAUCCAGGACUUCUGGAUCAGCCUCCCAGGGACACUGUGCAGUGAGAAGAUGGCCAUGAGCCCUGCCAGUGAUGACCGCUGCUGGAAUGGAAUAUCCAAGGGCCGGUACCUGCCUGAGGUGAUGGGUGAUGGACUGGCCAACCAGAUCAACAACCCUGAGGUGGAAGUAGACAUCACCAAGCCUGACAUGACCAUCCGGCAGCAGAUCAUGCAGCUCAAGAUCAUGACCAACCGCUUACGUGGUGCCUACGGCGGCAAUGAUGUGGACUUCCAGGAUGCUAGUGAUGAUGGCAGUGGCUCAGGCAGCGGUGGUGGCUGCCCAGAUGACACCUGUGGCAGGAGGGUCAGCAAGAACAGCUCCCGGACACCCUUGACCCAUGCCCUCCCUGGCCUGUCAGAGCAGGAAGGACAGAAGACCUCAGCCGCCAGCUGCCCCGAGCCCCACGGCUUCCUCCCGCUCUUCCUCGUCAGCUUGAUCCUUGCAGCAGCCGGGCCCAGGUGGCGGUAACUGCCCCCUAGCCCCAAGGACUGUCUUGGCCAAAACAUGCAACAGACAAUAUUUAAUACCCUUGGGCCUUCAAGGCCCAGGGCAGGAUGAGGCGACAGUAGCUCUGAGUCAUGGGGCAGGGUGCGUGGGGUGCUGGCCUCCUGGGUCUGACUGCGCCUGUCACCCUAGCUUUUAAUUUUGUAUCAGGUCAGCUGCGAGCCAGUGUCCCCAAAAGCCAUGUAUUUCAGGGACCUCAGGGGCGCCUCUGGCAGCACACUCCUCCCUUGCCCUCCUGCACCACCCCCGAAGCUCAUGAGGCCUGCCAGAAGGGCGGCUGUUAGCCACAACCCAUUGGAGACCUCAAGUGAGUCUGUGCCUUCCUUUCCCGCCUCUUCCCACGGGGGACUCCCCACCAGACCCCAAGGGCCACAGAUGUCAGAAACCGAGGCCCAUCCCGCAGCUCCCCAGGAAGCCUGCCAGGGCUGCCAGUAUGUUGCUGCCCAGGCUCUGACAGGGCUUUCAAGUGUAUGCAUGAUACCUUCUACUCAGAAGAAACUCUGCGGCCAGGAUCCCCACACGCACCGGGCCAGGACCCUGUGCCACUGCGCAGCCCAGUGAAUGUGGGCUUCCUUGAGUGUGACAUAGGUGAGGUGGCAGCCGGCAUGGCCACACUAGGCUUAACGGCCACACUGCUUGAGGGUGUGUUCGGUCCCCUCAUGUGAGCUCACAGAGUCUGGCCUUGGGGGUCCACGUGAGGAACCUCACUUCAGGGGAAUAGCCAGCCACAUCUAGCCUCUAUCCCAUUUAUAAAGGUCUCCUGGCCACAGGGACGCUGGGUGGCUGGUGACACUUCAGCUCAGGGUCAAUGGGACCUGGUACUGCAGGUCAGGAGGAGGUCUGGGUCCCUUCCUGACCCAGGCAGCUCUGCAGGAGCUGGGGGAGCAAUGGCGGUCAAGGGCUUCUACAGACAUGCACAUUCGGACCCUCGGUGUCCUUGUCCACUGAGCGCUACGUCUCAGUCUUCCUUGACAGCACUGGAGAGGCUCAAGGCACCGUUUGGAUUCUGGUAUCCUCCUGUGGCCUGGAGAUCUGGGGUGGCUGGCACAGCUCUGUCUUCCCUUCCAGGGCUUUGGGGAUGCUGAGCUGCUAUAACCAGGAAGCCGGUGGUCCUGACAUGCAGAAGGCCUGGAAAGGCUGCUUACUGCUUUUUGUUUCUUUUGUCACUGGGUUAGGGAGGCUACUGCCAGCACAGUGAACCAAGGCCUGCCCAGUGGUCAGGAUGGGGACUCUCUGCGGUUGGUCCGUGGAUUGGUUGGGUCCUUGCCCUGAGCACACCCAUCCUGCCAAGCUCUGCUGGUGCCACUCGGACAAGAAUGGCAGGAGGCAGAUCUGGGCUUCAGGAUGAAGAGUGCCUGGGUGUCAGGACAGCAGCGCCCAAGCCAAGCUACUGUGUCCUUCCCCCACGAGGUUCUCUGUCACUCGGUGCCAGUGGAUAACGUGUGUUCUUUGGAGUCUUUGUAUGAAUUAAAGGCUGGAGACCUACA